AUGAUGAUUUUUGCUUACGAUAAACUUGGGAUAAUUGUCACUGAUCGAGUUCCAAUUGGCAGUAGUGUAACCGGGGAUUACUACAAUUCAUUCCUUGUCAAAAAAUUGCGACCAGAAAUCCGUAAAAAGCGACCAGGAAUGUUACAAAAUGGUGUGUCCAUAUUGCACGAUAAUGCGCGGCCGCAUAUCGGAGCACCAGUCGUCGCUCUUUUGGAGAAAUAUGGAUGGGAACGCCUCAAACACCCACCGUAUUCGCCGGAUUUAAGUCCCCCAGACUUUGAUUUAUUUCCAAAACUGAAGGAACCGCUUAGAGGGAUCCGUUUUCCCAACUUAGAUAUACUAAAUGAAGAAGUGAGCCGAAGGAUCCGUGAACUCAACAAAGAUGGCGUCCUAUGCGGCAUUCAAGCGCUCCCGAAACGAUGGCAAUCGUGUAUAGACAAGCAGGGAGAUUAUAUCAAAGGUCUAUAA
Molecule: messenger RNA, 468 nt
Organism: Cinara cedri
Lineage: Eukaryota; Metazoa; Arthropoda; Insecta; Hemiptera; Aphididae
Source: the annotation of a GenBank genome assembly